AUGAAGAUCGAUAUGCCAAUUUCGAUGAAGGAGGCGAUGAUUGUCAAAGAAAAUGGAGAGGAGGCCGAGAUUGAGCAACAUGAGGAUCGCUGCCUGUUCCAAGAUGGCCUCGUCGGCAUCUACACCGGCCUGACGAUGGUCGCUGGGGGUCAUUUUGUCUUGCUCGACGAGAACGAUAAAUACAUGGCGUUCGCGUUGGCCGUCUCUUGGAUCAUGUGGCUUGGGCAAGCGAUCUUCAUGUGCUGGUAUUUCAACACCGUCGACCGUACGCUGAAACUUGGCCGAGUUUUUGCGCAUUACGCCGUGAUCGUCGGAUUCUUUACGAUGUUGUUUGUCAUGCUGUCCACUGUGGAAUUGAGCACCCAGGACCAGAUGAUCACAAUGACGAUGGACAAAUAUCGUCUGCUGUACGUCACCAGGUUCUUGGGCUGGAUGAUGUUUGUCACGGCAAUUGCUUUCUUGGGCAUCUACAACCACCUGGGCGUGAAGGCUUUGAACGAUGAACAAAGUGGCUUCGAGCCAAUCGCCGUGCUCGUCGAGCCGACUUCGCAAAAGUGCCAGGCCGAA
Messenger RNA from Mesorhabditis spiculigera, 567 nucleotides. Lineage: Eukaryota; Metazoa; Nematoda; Chromadorea; Rhabditida; Rhabditidae. The record is from the annotation of a GenBank genome assembly.